GAGAAGCGUUCGAAGGACGAAGGAAGCCCGACACUCAUCAUCAUCAUCAUCAUCAUCAUCCACCAUGUCAGCAGCGAGAGCACGAGCAAGUCUGCAGCGUCUCAAUAUGAACCACUACGCCACAAAGAAGACGGUGGCUGAAAGCAUGCUGGAUGUGGCUCUACUCAUGGCCAACGCUUCUCAGCUGAAAGCCGUGCUGGAACAAGGGCCCGAGUUUAAGUACUACCUGACCGCCAUCGUGCUCAUCGCAUUCUCGCUCUUCUUCCAAGUGCUCGCUGGGGUUUUCUUCAUUCUCAUGGCACGUAAAGAUCUCAAUAUCGUUGCCAAUCAAAAAAAGCUGGAUGUCAUGAAUAACAUAGCGACUGCACUUGUGUUCCUCACCGUCAUCAUCAACAUCUUCAUCACUGCGUUCGGUGUGCAGAAGACCGGCCUCUACCCUAAACAGUGAGCUUUAAUGGAAGAUUACAGAUCGGAAACCUGGUGUUACAGGACGUCCAUCAUCGGUGAAGCCUGGAAGCCUGAACGUGACAAUAAUAAUAAUAAUAAUAAUAAUAAUAAUAACAAACACUUUAUGCUUUGUUCAGUAUUGCUUACCUUUACCAUCGAUAAUGAUUUAUAAGGUAUUUAAUAUGUGAUAAAUAAUCCAGCUUUGACGUUUGUUUGAAGAUGUCAGUUGAAACGUUUGAAUUUUCAUCGAUUUAUUUAUUAAUUUAUUCUCAACUACAAAGCAAAAGCUGUGGCUGAAACUCAUUUUGCUCUGGAUCUUGCCAGUAAUCUUUGUUUAAACAUUCCAGCUCUGAACUCUAUUCCGGAAAGUGUUUCACUGAUUCAGGUUUAGUGUCAUA
Neoarius graeffei (lesser salmon catfish) is the source of this 845-nucleotide messenger RNA. It is a transcript of the gene ninj2, whose product is annotated as ninjurin 2. NCBI's taxonomy places the organism in Eukaryota, Metazoa, Chordata, Actinopteri, Siluriformes, Ariidae. The transcript has 4 exons. Gene Ontology annotation, cellular component: membrane. Gene Ontology annotation, biological process: cell adhesion; tissue regeneration. The coding region runs from base 65 to 448 and encodes 127 amino acids. The record is from RefSeq and is a predicted model, not a curated record.